GAAAUAAAAUUUUGAUGUAAUAAAGUUUUAAUAAGUUUCUUAAAAAUCAAAAGUUCUAAAUUAUUUUUAAUGUUUAUUAGUCUAGUGUUUAAAGUUUAAUAUUAUGUUGUCCGGAGAAAAGCAAAUAACAAUGGGAGAGGGACAGUUCAUUCAAGAACAGGCAAUUACACAGGGAUACCAAGGAAUGAAUGGGGAAGGAGAACCAAAAAUAGAAAAGGAUAAUUCAUGUACUGAAAUAGGAAGUACUAAGAACCCAAAAAAGAUAGUUGUCUGCUCUAUGUGUAAUGGAAAAGGAUACUAUGAAGAAGUUCAAAAGCCUGAAAUAUUCAUUGAUGGUAAGAGGCGAGAAGAAAAUUCAGAAAACAAUGGAAAAUGCUGUCCUCUGCCAUCUAUAUCACAACCCCGUCCCCAUUACCAGUUGGAACAGCUGUUUAAAGCAACUGAUGGCAAAGCACUCAGUAGAAUGUCAGAUUCUGUGAUUGCAUCGAACCGCUCAUAUGGGUAAUCUCCUACUGACUACAAAACAGCUUGACAAACAUCCAGAAGAUGUUGCAAGGCUGGCUGCCAUUAAACUCAACAGGAGCGACUGGCAGACAAUGAAAGCAGGUUUGGAGGAAUGCCUCCAACUAGCACACUCAUAUCCAGAUGAGUUGGAGCCCCACAUGAGCCUCGUGUACCGAGCAAUCAGCUGUCUGCUUCAUGGCCACCGCCCGCACAUCACCAUGUUUGCUUGCCAAGCAUCACGCGAGUUCUUCGCACACAUGCGCUCAACAUGCCGGCCGGAAUUUGAUGAAAUCGUUCAUUCACUACUGGCCCGAACAGCUGACAGUAAUAAAGAAAUCAGACUGUACGCCAAUGACGCCUUAGAUAAAAUGGUCACAUACAUUCAGACAACACAAGCAGUGCGGCCGAUUGUGGACAAAGGACCAAUACAUAACAACCCACUAGUGCGGACAGCAACGGCAAGGCUCUUAUCUUGUGUUGUAGCUCUGAAAACUCCAAACACAAUUCUGACUCACCCACACUUGAGGGAUACGUGCAAACGAAUCAUUGAAACUGGGGCACUGCUGCUGGCAGACAGCAACAUUAAUGUCAGAUCUGAAGCAAAAUUAUUGAUAUCUCGGUUUAUGAAUGAAGAGGAGUUUGAAAGUGUUUACUAUGCAGAAGUUGGUGAAAAACUAAGAAAAAGAGUGCAGAGUACUUUUAUUGAUAUCAAAACAAAGAUGCAAGCUUUGGACUGACAUUUGUGAACACUGAACUGGAACAAUAUCAGUCGUGAUGGUGGAUAUUUUACAAAUUUAUAUU
Molecule: messenger RNA, 1305 nt
Organism: Macrosteles quadrilineatus (aster leafhopper)
Lineage: Eukaryota; Metazoa; Arthropoda; Insecta; Hemiptera; Cicadellidae
Product: TOG array regulator of axonemal microtubules protein 2-like
Exons: 1
Coding region: 498-1241 (247 amino acids)
Biological process (GO): microtubule cytoskeleton organization
Cellular component (GO): cytoplasmic microtubule; cilium
Molecular function (GO): microtubule binding
Source: RefSeq, a predicted model, not a curated record